Drosophila takahashii is the source of this 340-nucleotide messenger RNA. RefSeq lists its product as uncharacterized. The record is from RefSeq and is a predicted model, not a curated record. NCBI's taxonomy places the organism in Eukaryota, Metazoa, Arthropoda, Insecta, Diptera, Drosophilidae.
AUGGCCUCGGUUCGCUUUAUCCUUGGCGUCACGCUCCUGUGGAUCCUUUUUUGCUGGGGCCAUUCGGCCGAAUGGGAAGGAAUCCGCUCCGAUCCGAACCAUCCUGGUAAGUGCACCAUCAACCAGGGACUCGUCCUGAAUCCGGGUGUCAGCAUCAAGGAUCCCACGCACGAGUGCCGCAAAAUCGUGUGUGGACUCAACGGACGGGUCGUUUUCCACAGUUGCGGAGUGACUGUCCUGUCACCACCUUGCCGCCACGGUGAAUAUAUCAAGCCAGAGCUCCCCUAUCCGGAGUGCUGUAGAAGAGCUCAGCUCUGCAACUAGGCAGGCUGAUCUAUCG